Molecule: messenger RNA, 438 nt
Organism: Cooperia oncophora
Lineage: Eukaryota; Metazoa; Nematoda; Chromadorea; Rhabditida; Trichostrongylidae
Source: the annotation of a GenBank genome assembly
AUGCAGGUCACAAGUCGUGUAGUGCUGGUUUGGCCGAUCCUCCACACAUGUGCAACUGCACGGGAAAGCGUUGGAGUUCCGAUGCUUCUCUUGGCGUGGUCAAUCACUGAGGUUGUGCGGUAUUCGUUCUAUGCUUUUACCCUCUUUAACGCAGUGCCAUACUUCCUCACAUGGAUAAGGUAUACAUUCUUCAUCGUCCUGUACCCUCUUGGCGUUACUGGUGAGCUUCUCACCCUCGUCGGCAGUCUUCCUGAGGUUGCCGAGAAGAAGUACUACUCACUGGAGAUGCCCAAUGCGCUCAAUAUGGGUAUCUCCUUCUACUGGGUAUUGAUUGGAGCAGCAUUGUUCUACAUUCCGGGUUUCCCUCAACUCUACUUCUAUAUGUUUGCUCAGCGUAAAAAGGUGCUAUCUACUGAUGCAGCAAAGAAGAGGAUGUAG